UUGCGCCGUACCGCAUUAACAGUUUCACCACGUAGUUGUUUUCGCGUCGUAACUAAGUAAGUAAGUACGCAACCACGAACACGUAAUUGGAUCCGUUUCAUUGUUUGCCGGCAAUCGAUUAAAUUCGAAUUUAUUUCGAAUCUUUCGUAUUUUUUUUUUUUUUUAUAUACUUACAUUUCUGUGUAUACCAAAACGCGCACGAGAAAAUUCAAGAUGUCAUAUGGAAAAUUACUACUUGCGUUUGGAAUUUGGAUGAUAUUCACGAGCGAGGGUCAAACAGAAGGCUGGUUGGACGGAUUAAACAUGGAUUUAAAUAAAUUUCAACAGGAUAUACAACAGGGUGUAGAAAAUCUUCAAUAUAAUAUACAAAAAAGCGUGGAAAAGUCGAUAGCCGACGUAACAAAGUAUACUGAUUCUGUUCAGGAGGCAAUUAAAAAAGGAGAAUUCAAAAGUUUCGCAACCGACGGUAGUACGAUUAUUACGAAUGGUCCUGGUACGAUUGUAACAAAGGGUCUUGGUACAUCAAGGGUCAUCACGUCAGGAUAUCUUUCUAACGGUCAACCAUACUCAUACGAUGUUGAGGAUAAAGUGAUAGGUAGAACUCUUUAUCACACCGAAAGAUAUUACAAUAAUACGAACGGUGGAGUAGACGUAAUCGCUUAUACUUUAGACCUUGAUGAUCCUAAAGCUAAACCCGUCCCGUUUAAGCCACAUCCGUAACAACCUCGUAACGAGCAUGGCUACAAUAAUAAUUGUUUUAUCCGAAAAAAAUGAAAGAAAAAAAAUGAAAAAAAAAGGAGAGAGGGAGUUAUAAAUACAAUAAACGUUAUCCCCUUACCUUCGUAAAACUUUAUCGAUAUAUAUGAUUGCAUUUGCAAUUAGUGUUAAAUGUAAAACAAAAAGGAAAAAGUAAAAUAAAAAGUUAUUCCACUAA
Vespula pensylvanica (western yellowjacket) is the source of this 934-nucleotide messenger RNA. RefSeq lists its product as uncharacterized. NCBI's taxonomy places the organism in Eukaryota, Metazoa, Arthropoda, Insecta, Hymenoptera, Vespidae. The transcript is spliced from 3 exons. The record is from RefSeq and is a predicted model, not a curated record. The coding region runs from base 214 to 720 and encodes 168 amino acids.